AUGGAUAGGUUAAGAUUAUUUUUGAUUUUAGAAAUAAUAUAUGAUGAUGAUGAAGCUCUAUUAGUUUUAUUACUGAGAAAUAAAUAUUACUAUCUGAACAUAUCAUUAGCAUUAAAUUUAUUUAAUUUAAGACUGGAUUUACAAUUAAAUACAAAGCUAGAUUUCAAAAAAGACAAUUUUAGAAAUUAUAUAUGUAAAUUCAACAAUACCCAAAUCACUUUUGAUUGA
This is a messenger RNA of Hepatospora eriocheir, 228 nucleotides long. NCBI's taxonomy places the organism in Eukaryota, Fungi, Microsporidia, Hepatosporidae. The record is from the annotation of a GenBank genome assembly.